CGGAGGGCUCGGCGGCUGCGGCCCGCUGCUCUCCCUGUUGUGGCUUUCGGGUUGUAAACGCGCGAGUCUGCUGGGGGUGAAAGGUCCAAGUUCGCUGAAGGCGUCGAGGAGGCCUGGUGGCCGAUUUUACAGAGGCCGAGGUCCUGGAGUGAAAAUAUACUGGAAUAUUUUCUGAGAAACAGCCAGAUCACAGCAGAAGAUGGCGCUGAGAUCGUCUGGUAUCACGCAGCCAACCACAAGUCCCAGAUGCACGAGGCACUGAAGAGUGCUGCCCACAUGAUAGAGGCUGACGUCCUUCUUCCUAGUGACGGGUCAGAGCAUGGCCAGCCGGUCAUGGCCCAUCCUCCUGAGACAAGCAGCGACAACACUCUGGGGGAGUGGCUGGCUGAGGUCAGGAAGAGCAGCAAGGGCAUCAAGUUGGAUUUCAAGAGUCUGGCGGCCGCUCGGGCAUCCAUGCUGCCCCUGGAGGGUGUAAAGCAGCACCUUCGUCGUCCCGUGUGGAUGAAUGCUGAUGUUCUUCCCGGGCCACAGGGAAGUGGCCAGGUAGUGGAUGCCAGAGCCUUUGUAGACACUGUGACAUCCUUCUUUCCAGAUGUGACUUUCUCCUUGGGUUGGACAACAGGAUGGCAUCCUGAAAAAGUCAAUGAAGGCUACAGUUGGUCAAUGGUGAAAGAGAUGGACUACAUAUGCAGUGGACUAACCCAGCCUGUCACAUUCCCUGUCAGGGCAGCUUUAGUCAGGCAAUCUUGCUCUCAGUUGCUCUGGCUAUUGAAGAAAUCAAACAGGUACAGCCUGACUGUUUGGACUGGAAAAGAUGACAUUUAUUCCACUGAAGAUUUACUUUACAUUAGAGACUACUUUAAUAAAACUCAAGUUUUCUAUGAUGUUUUGGAACCACAAAGCCAUGAAUUUAAACGAGCCAUUGGAAUCCAAGCCACUCUUUAAGAAUACAGUUCUUGAAAAAAAAAAAAAAAAACAACAAAACAAAGCAAAAAACAGUUUUCCUAAAUAAUUUUUACUUUGGCUUUGGUUUCAUGAUCCUUCUCUGCUUUGGUCUGAGUUGGCAGCUGUGUUAAUGUGAUUAUUGCUGUGUUACAUGUGUCCAGUCAGGAGUGCCUGUGUGCACGUGCUUUGACUUUACUGUCUAUGGUGGCACACAUCUGUAAAAGACUUUGACAACCGAAAUGAAGGUGUUUUCAGAUGGGAGGAAAAAUGUUCAAUCUGGGUGUGGUGGCAUGUGCUUAUAACCCUAAGAUUUGCAGGACUGAAACAGGAAGAUCAAGAGUUCGAGGCCAGCCUGAACUACAUUGUGAAACCCUGUCUCAAAAGCAAAUUGUUUUAUAACUUGUCUAUAAUCAUCAUACAUUAAUUUUGUAAAAGAAAUAAAAAGACUUGAAUUAAUAAAUGAACUACUUUUCUUCUUAUCUAA
Messenger RNA from Meriones unguiculatus (Mongolian gerbil), 1429 nucleotides. It is a transcript of the gene Fam151b, whose product is annotated as family with sequence similarity 151 member B. The record is from RefSeq and is a predicted model, not a curated record. The coding region runs from base 247 to 945 and encodes 232 amino acids. The transcript is spliced from 6 exons. NCBI's taxonomy places the organism in Eukaryota, Metazoa, Chordata, Mammalia, Rodentia, Muridae.